AUGCAUCCCUUGGUGGCAUUGAUCCUUCUGGUACUUGGUGCCCUGCACUGUCAGACAUUCUCCGACAACUAUGAUUACGCGGACCUGUACAAUGUGGCGGCGCCUCAGCAGGCCACGUACGAGACGAAGAACAAUCCGAAACGGUACAAUAUUGGUGCCAUUCUCAGCAGCAGCGAGCACAUUCAUGCCUUUAUUCAGGAAAUUGAACGCGUAAACAACGAUUCGUUAUCUGAAAUAUCCUUCAAGUCCAUAGCAUUUCCCAUGUCAAUCAAUCCCAUUGAAACUGCUCAACAUGUUUGCAAUAAGCUGAUCACCAGCGAGAUUUAUGCAGUGAUUGUGUCCCACCCGCGCACUGGCGAACAAUCCCCGUCAUCUGUUUCCUUCACAUGUGGCUUCUACAACAUUCCCGUCAUUGGAAUUUCCAAUCGAGAGUCCUCGCUUUCUAACAAAAAUCUACACUCGUCAUUUUUACGGACAAUACCUCCCUUUUCGCAUCAAGCAGAUGUCUGGAUUGAGAUGUUACGCAGUAUGGAGUACAAAAGCGUGGUCAUCAUCCACAGCUCCGAUAGUGAUGGACGUGGAACUUUAAGUCGGUUUCAAAAUUUGGCCGAUGAUGCUAAUGUUAAAAUUGAGUCCAUUGUUGAAUACGAGCCUGGAAUCUCCAACAUAACCCACGAGCUAGAGUAUAUGCACAAGAAUAUACACUGUAGAGUUUUCAUUCUCUAUGCCAGCGCAGCGGAUGCGGAGAUCAUCUUUGACAAAGUUAGCUUUAUGGGAAUGGACCAGACGGACUACGUGUGGAUCGUUUCUGAACAGGUUCUAGGAGCUUCCAAUCGCCCCAAUGGAAUUCUUUCCGCAAAGCUACAAAAGUCGGAAGAAAACUUGAUGAUUACUGAUAGUGUCACCGUGCUUACAAUGGCUCUGCGAGAAAUGUUUCGCACUUUGAACAUUACAACACCGCCUAAGAGCUGUGGUGAUAAAGAGACUCUUGGUCAAAAAAAGUGGUCGAUUGGACCUACUUUCUACAAAUACCUUCUUAAUCAAACGUUCAAUGGACGUAGUGGGCGCAUUUCGUUUGAUGAAUCUGGAGACCGCUUGUACAGCGAAUAUGAAAUACUGAACACAUUUAACAGAGACGAGAACUCUGUAGGAAAGUACAUGUUUGAUUCGAAUGAAAACAAAAUGAAGCUCAACCUCUUUAUGCACCUUAUAAAAUGGCCCGGUAAUCAAAACCAAAAGCCGGCUGGAUUUUACGUUCCAAAGCACUUGAAAGUUUCUACGAUUGCAGAAAAACCAUUCGUGUGGACUAAAAAACUUUUGCGCGGAGAAAAGUGUGCUGAAAAUCAAAUCAUCUGCCCACGUUUCAAUAAAACGAAGAAAAAAGACGACAAUUUUAAUGACAAAGAAGCAUAUAUCGACUAUUUUUGCUGCGAAGGAUACUGCAUCGACUUGCUCAGAGAAAUGGCUUCAAGACUCAACUUUACCUUUGAACUUGAGCUUGUGCCUGACGGACUGUAUGGCAAUUUGGACUUUGUUGACGGCUACGAAAACCCUCGACGAUGGACUGGUUUAGUGGGAGAGCUGGUCUAUAAGCACGUUGACAUGGUCGUCGCACCCCUGACUGCUAAUCCUGAAAGGAGUCAAGUGAUAUCAUUUUCGAAGCCAUUCAAGUACGAAGGCAUCACCAUUUUGCAGAAGCGUCAGCCGCGAAAAGCCACUUUAGCAUCAUUUUUGCAGCCAUUCCAGAAUACCCUGUGGGGUUUGGUGCUCGUCUCUGUGCAUGUUGUUGCACUAGCUCUCUACCUGCUGGAUCGUUUCAGUCCGUUUGGAGGAUACAAAAUGGGCGAUACUGACAUUGAGGAUCCGGACGAUGGGGCACUCAACCUGUCCGGUGCCAUUUGGUUCUCUUGGGGAGUUCUACUCAACAGUGGCAUUGGCGAAAAGACCCCAAGUAGUUUUAGUGCCAGAGUUCUGGGAAUGUUCUGGGCUGGUUUUGCCAUGAUUGUCGUCGCAUCGUACACUGCAAACUUGGCGGCUUUUCUGGUGCUCAAUCCAAGAGAUGAUUAUGCGCUCUCCGGUAUUGAAGAUGCUCGCUUGCGAAACCCAACUGAAGGCUUCACAUUUGCCACAGUCAAAGGAAGCUCAGUAGACAUGUUUUUUCGCAGUCAGGUUCACCUGUUUAAUGCAUACCGCACUAUGGAGGAGACUAAUCGCAACAGCACUGAAGACGCCAUCGAAGCUCUAAUCAGAGGUGAGCUGGAUGCCUUCAUCUGGGACUCACCGAGACUUGAGUAUGAAGCGGCGCAAGACUGUGAGCUAGUCCUUUCCGGUGAGCUUUUUGGUCGUUCAGGCUAUGCAGUGGGCUUGCAAAAGAACAGCUGGUGGACUGCCAAGGUGACCCUUGCUCUACUGCGACUUCACGAGAGUGGCUUUAUGGAGUCACUUGACAAUCGGUGGAUUCUCGGCAAUGAAAAGGACUGUGAGAGUAAGAUGGAUCAUUUCCCGCAUACACUUGGACUGAAGAAUAUGGCUGGUGUUUUCAUUCUUGUUUUCAGCGGCAUUGUUUUGGCUUUUGGUCUCAUUGUCAUUGAAAUCAUUUACAAGAAACGAAAGUCUCGCAAAAUUCAUCGAUUAUCAAUUGCCAAACGGAUGGGUAUUUAUUGGUUAUAUAAAUCAAAGGUAAACGAUAGUACAGUCAUUAGUUUGAUCAAAUCAUCGGCAAACCAAUUAUCAAUUUACUGA
Rhagoletis zephyria (snowberry fruit fly) is the source of this 2742-nucleotide messenger RNA. Lineage: Eukaryota; Metazoa; Arthropoda; Insecta; Diptera; Tephritidae. The record is from RefSeq and is a predicted model, not a curated record.